CCUCUCAAAAUUUGGAAGGUGGCAGGUCACGUGACUUCUAUUUCAAGCGUGAUUGGUCACCUUGAUUUGCCGGUACCCGGUACUUGCUUACGUUGUAAAUUCUAUGUAAAAUUUAAAAUACCGCCUAAUUAGUGUAGUUAUAGGUACAAAAACAUGAUUAGUUUAAGUAAAAAGCCACAGUCUCACGCCAACGCUGACAAGCAGGAAACGUUAUUAACAUUAUCUAUUUUAACGGUUGCCGCAAUACUCUCAUUCGCAACAAGGUUAUUCUCGGUUUUACGAUUUGAAAGUGUUAUUCACGAAUUUGAUCCAUACUUCAAUUACCGCACCACCAAGUACUUAGCCGAGCAAGGCUUUUAUUCGUUUCACAAUUGGUUCGACGACCGAGCAUGGUAUCCACUCGGAAGAAUCAUCGGAGGUACCAUCUAUCCGGGGUUGAUGAUAACAUCCGCAGCCAUUUAUCAUUUGUGCUGGCUGUUGAAUAUCACAAUCGACAUACGUAACGUGUGCGUGUUCUUGGCACCACUGUUUUCGUCCUUAACCACCAUCAUAACUUAUCUACUAACAAAAGAAUUGCGAAAUGCUGGUGCUGGGCUGGUUGCCGCGGCUAUGGUCGCUAUUGUACCCGGUUAUAUCAGUAGAUCAGUGGCGGGAAGCUAUGAUAACGAGGGAAUUGCAAUCUUUUGUAUGCUGCUCACUUAUUACAUGUGGAUUAAGGCGGUGAAAACCGGUAGUAUAUUUUGGAGUACCUUAGCCGCGUUAGCCUACUUUUAUAUGGUGUCUUCAUGGGGUGGGUACGUGUUCCUAAUAAAUCUUAUCCCAUUACAUGUGCUGACGCUGAUGGUAACAGGCCGUUUUUCACAUCGCAUCUACAUUGCUUACAGCACUUUAUACUGUGUCGGCACGAUUUUAUCUAUGCAGAUUUCGUUUGUUGGCUUCCAGCCAGUGCAAAGUUCAGAGCAUAUGCUGGCUUUGGGAGUGUUCGGCUUAUGCCAGAUACUAGCAGCUGUAGAUUAUCUACGUAGUAAGCUGAAGCAGGACGAAUUCGAGACAUUAUUCGGCGCGCUGGCCUACACUUUCGGAGUCGCCGUCGCGAUAUUCAUCGGAGUUUUGACAUUUUCUGGGAAGAUUUCGCCUUGGACCGGCCGAUUUUACUCGCUUCUUGAUCCGUCCUACGCGAAGAAUCACAUUCCGAUAAUCGCCAGCGUUUCCGAACAUCAGCCGACAUCGUGGAGUUCAUUUUACUUCGACUUACAAAUUCUAGUGUUUCUAUUUCCCGCUGGGUUGUACUUCUGCUUUGCACAGUUGACUGAUGCCAACAUCUUUUUGAUCUUGUAUGGAGUUACUAGUAUUUAUUUUGCGGGUGUAAUGGUACGUUUGAUGUUGGUCUUGGCACCUGUGAUGUGUAUUUUAAGCGGAAUCGCAGUCUCACACCUUCUUACGAAGUUUAUGAAAAAUGUCGAUAGCAAGAAUCCCACUGAACAUAGAAGGCACAAAAAACUGGAAUCAAAUUUAGUAUUACGUAAUGAAAUUUCCACAACAUUUGUCACCAUAGUGUGCGCUUUAUUGGUGUCAUACACGUUUCAUUGCACUUGGGUUACAUCAGAGGCAUACAGUUCACCCAGUAUUGUCUUAAGUGCACGUUCUCAUGACGGCGGAAGGAUUAUAUUUGACGAUUUCCGCGAGGCAUAUAAUUGGUUGAAGAUGAACACACCAGAAAACGCGAGAGUUAUGUCUUGGUGGGAUUACGGCUAUCAAAUAACAGCAAUGGCUAAUCGCACGAUACUGGUUGACAAUAAUACUUGGAAUAAUACGCACAUAAGUCGCGUGGGACAAGCUAUGGCAAGUUCUGAGGAAAAAGCGUACGAAAUAAUGCGCGAACUUGAUGUGGAUUAUGUUCUUGUUAUAUUUGGAGGAUUGACCGGUUAUUCUUCUGAUGAUAUUAACAAGUUCCUGUGGAUGGUUCGCAUUGGCGGUAGUACUGAUCGCGGCGCGCAUAUUAAAGAAUGGGAUUAUUAUUCACCGAACGGUGAAUUCAGAAUCGACAAAGAAGGUUCGCCUACUUUGCUCAAUUGUCUUAUGUACAAGAUGUGCUAUUAUCGUUUUGGACAAGUAUACACUGAGGGGGGAAAACCGCCUGGUUAUGAUCGAGUCCGUAGUGCUGAAAUCGGCAAUAAGGAUUUUGAAUUGGAUGUUCUCGAAGAAGCGUACACCACUGAACAUUGGCUGGUACGCAUUUAUAAAGUAAAAGAUCUGCCUAAUAGAGGAGUUUAAUUUAUCAUUUGAAAUUUAUGUAUUUGUCAUUUUCCAUUUUGAAAUAAACAUUUUCCUUACUGUUUUUAAAUA
Messenger RNA from Photinus pyralis (common eastern firefly), 2346 nucleotides. RefSeq names its product dolichyl-diphosphooligosaccharide--protein glycosyltransferase subunit STT3A (gene Stt3A). NCBI's taxonomy places the organism in Eukaryota, Metazoa, Arthropoda, Insecta, Coleoptera, Lampyridae. Gene Ontology annotation, cellular component: membrane. Bases 154 to 2274 code for a protein of 706 amino acids. Gene Ontology annotation, biological process: post-translational protein modification. The transcript is spliced from 9 exons. The record is from RefSeq and is a predicted model, not a curated record. Gene Ontology annotation, molecular function: dolichyl-diphosphooligosaccharide-protein glycotransferase activity.